Talaromyces marneffei is the source of this 1524-nucleotide messenger RNA. RefSeq lists its product as uncharacterized. The coding region runs from base 1 to 1524 and encodes 507 amino acids. Lineage: Eukaryota; Fungi; Ascomycota; Eurotiomycetes; Eurotiales; Trichocomaceae. The record is from RefSeq and is a predicted model, not a curated record. The transcript is spliced from 4 exons.
AUGGCUUCCAAAUUCCAAGCUUUCGCCCUAUUUCAUCUCCUGGGCUUUGCUGGUGCGGCCUGUCUGUCGUCAGGCGACCAAACUACAAUCAACAGCUUGUUUAGCUCUGGAGGUGCAGGAACCGUCGUUCAACUAUGCGCUGGUACAACUAUUUCUGUCACUGCAACAAUUACUUUCACUGCCAAUAACCAGGAACUCUCUACUUCAGGCUAUCCUACUGAUGACGCUAGGGCAAUCAUUCAGCCGACAUCUGGAAGCAAUGUCAGUAUGCUACUUAGAGGAUACGGCUUCGAUGGACUGCGUGUCAAGAAUAUUCAAUUUGAUGGAUUGCGUCCCAGUCUUGGGCUUGUUGAAGAUGGAGGUGCAACCAUUGAACUGGGCCAGGCUAGUAACGGCAUUGAGAUUUCCAACAUUAUGUCUCAAAACUCUCGUGCAUGGAGUUGCCUACAUUUGAUCCAGGGAGGUGCAGACACUCCAUGUACUAAUGUUACUAUCAGCAAUAAUAAAAUCGGCCCAUGUGGAAAUGAGGGCCACAACUCUGCUGGUGUGCCGCAGUGGGCGGAUGGCAUCUCCUUUGCAUGUAGGGAUUCCCUAAUCGAGAAUAACUAUAUUGAAGGCAGUACCGAUGGUGGAAUCGUCUUGUUCGGGGCACCCGGCACCACUGUCCAGGGAAAUACCAUCAUUUCAUCAACGACUGAUUCCGGAUUCGGCGCAAUAAAUAUGGUCGAUUAUCUGUAUGACGGUAGCUAUGCGAAUGUCGUCGUGACAAACAACACUAUCAUCGGGCAAAAGAUGUUUAACACAGGAAUUGCCAUCGGAGCUUUUGCAUGGUCGUUCAAUGAUGAUGUUUUCCUUCAGGGGCCAGCGACUGUCACAAAUAACCUGAUUAGCGGUAAUAUUCCGUUCGCUAUUGGAGUUAAUGGAUGGACUGGAGGUCUUACAGUUACCGGAAAUGACGUCUCGGGUGUAAACAGCCCUUCAUCCAACUACUCUGAUGCAAACCUGUGUGUUACUGCAACAAGGGAUCUCUGGAAGCAAAGCUCCCAUCUCGCAUACUACCCAACUGGCCUCACGGGAACCAGAAAUCUUCAAAGUGGCUUCGUUGUAGCAGACGGAAACUCAACCAACUUCAUCUGCACAACACCCUCUCUCCCAACUUCUAUCUGCUACGGCCUCAAUGAACUCGCGGCUGUACCCAACACCGUGCUUGCCAACUUGCACAACAGUAUCAUAACCCAGUAUCAGGGAGACAAUAAUAUUGUUACCUACAAUACGUCAACCGGGGACUAUGUGGCUGUUUGGUCUUCUGGUCAUACCUCAACUGUUUGUGAGUCGGAUGCGAGUGCUUGUAGUUGCAAUUUUCAAGGUGACGGCAAUUGGGUUACUUAUGUUUCGGGGGCACCGCAGUUUGCUACGCACACGGAAAAUGCGGGCAAGUUGUUGACGUUUUUGAACAAGAGUCCGUGGAUUCAGAUUACGAAUUCUGCUGGUGCACUGGUGUGGGAUACUACUGAUACAUCAUAG